AUGCGACUCCAGGCCUAUCUACUCCUAUUAGGAGUCCUCGUCUCCUACGUCGCCGCAUCUUCCGCUCCAACAUUCUGCAAAUGCACCUGCUUCAAGAACAGCACGCUCAUCCAGCUCGGCCCACAAGGCGACAACCCAAACACCUUCGAGAACGCCGCCUCCAAAUCCAACUCCCACCCCGACUCCGACUCCACCUCCAACCCACCAUCAUCCUCCUCCUCACCCGCCUCCUCAUCCCCCGAGUCCCAAGCCCAAGCCCAGCAACAGCAGCAGCAGCAGUUGCUCGAAAAGCGCGCGGCAUCAGCGUCCUGCACGCAGUGCACGCGGGCCUUCUGCCUGUCGCAGCACCUGCCGAUAUGCAAGGACGCGGAGGAGAACGACGUGGUGGCGAUGUGCUUCCAGCGCGACAGCCGCAAGGACCAGAUCAUCGUGUGGGGCUUCAUCCUCGGCACGACGGGGCUGCUGGGCUGGGCGGCCGCGCGGCGGGUCGUCGAGUUGAGGGAUGGGAAGAAAGGUGCCGCGGUGGGGAGUGGAAGGGGAGAGAGGAGUAGGGGGCAGGAUAGGGGGGUGUAUAUGCCUGUUGGCCGGGAUGGGACGUAG
Molecule: messenger RNA, 600 nt
Organism: Annulohypoxylon truncatum
Lineage: Eukaryota; Fungi; Ascomycota; Sordariomycetes; Xylariales; Hypoxylaceae
Exons: 2
Coding region: 1-600 (199 amino acids)
Source: RefSeq, a predicted model, not a curated record